This is a messenger RNA of Sphaerodactylus townsendi, 706 nucleotides long. RefSeq names its product NDUFA4 mitochondrial complex associated (gene COXFA4). The record is from RefSeq and is a predicted model, not a curated record. The coding region runs from base 114 to 362 and encodes 82 amino acids. The transcript has 4 exons. NCBI's taxonomy places the organism in Eukaryota, Metazoa, Chordata, Lepidosauria, Squamata, Sphaerodactylidae.
AGGCCCUCCAAAGGUUUAAGGGGUCCUCGAGUGACAUUGGGUUUCCCUCAAGAAUAGCGGAGAUGGAUUGAGGUGGAAAAGGGGAUUGUUUGGGUUUCGGUCAUUUCGCCACCAUGUUUCGCCUCAUGAUAAGCCAAGCUAAAAAGCAUCCAAGCUUGAUUCCUCUCUUCGUAUUCAUUGGUGCUGGAGGAACUGGUGCAGCCUUGUAUCUCAUGCGUCUGGCUGUUUUCAAUCCUGAUGUCUGCUGGGACAAGAAGAAUAACCCAGAGCCUUGGAAUAAGCUGGGACCCAACGACCAAUACAAGUUUGUCGCAGUUAGCACAGACUACAGCAAGCUGAAAAAAGACCGCCCAGACUAUUAAAGAAUAAACGUACUCCUUUACCAGCUGCUCAAAAUGAAGGUCUUUAGGUCUUCCAGAAGCUGUCCGCACAACUCAUCCUCUUGUUCAUCCAGGAAAUAUUGAAUUUUGUUGCACAUGGCACUUCAAUCAUGCUUUGGAAAAGAGCUUGUUGGGGCUUAAUAAAAUUAUGACGCUUGAAAUCUUCGUACUGACUGUCAUCUUUUGUGAAACAAGAAUUUUGUGAGAGACCAGUUUCCUAUAACAUGUGUUAUCACUGAUUCAAAAUACAAUUUAGCUAAAACUGCAUAUGUGAGCUAUUGAGUAAAAAAUAAGAUUUCUCAAUAAAAUUAAAACCAGUUACAAAA